Messenger RNA from Photinus pyralis (common eastern firefly), 1810 nucleotides. It is a transcript of the gene Ada3, whose product is annotated as transcriptional adapter 3-A. Bases 208 to 1590 code for a protein of 460 amino acids. NCBI's taxonomy places the organism in Eukaryota, Metazoa, Arthropoda, Insecta, Coleoptera, Lampyridae. Gene Ontology annotation, molecular function: transcription coactivator activity. The transcript is spliced from 2 exons. The record is from RefSeq and is a predicted model, not a curated record. Gene Ontology annotation, biological process: regulation of transcription by RNA polymerase II. Gene Ontology annotation, cellular component: SAGA complex.
AGAAAUUGAAUGCGUCCAAAGUUGCAAAUGGAAAUCAUAACAUAACCUAACUAACUUAAUCAAAGAAGAAAUUUUUGAUUUGUGCAAACUACAAUUAUUUUCUCACUUUUUACAGCAAACAGCAUCAUAGCACAAGCAGAAAAUCUACAACAUAGCCUCACAUUCUUUAUUCGUUUAAGUUUUAAUAGAUCAUUUCUUCCUUAAGUAAUGUAUAAUUAUAAGAAGUCGUACAAUUCAUCAAAAAAUGGUGCCAGUUCUUACUAUAGCAAUAAGUCGAAGGACACAAAAUUGUCAACAACCCGUUUUCGACCAGAUGAGACUUACCCAAUGGAUAAUGAAAAUCGUACACCAUUCUUUCCGGUUGUUAAACAAAGCGAUAACACUCAAUGCCUACCCAGAUAUUCGGCGAUAUUAAAUCGGUCCCUUGAAGACGGUGUGGGCAUGGAAGACUUGGACCAACUGCAACAAGAUCUCGAAAAAUUACUAUCUACAUGUGCAGUGCGCUCACGUCUGCUGAAGUCUGAGGUCGAAUCGAUAGAUAAAAUAGAAGAACGUCGAAAAACAAAGAAGGGUAAACCCUAUGAGAAACCACAGCCUUUGAAAAGGAAAAGACCAGAUGAGAAAGUGCGUUACAAGGAUGUUAAAAAUGGAAGUCGCAUAAUCAAGUCUCGCCAUACUUUACCCAAAAAUAGUUUUGUUAACGAUUUACCAAUCGAGAAUGAACUACCAAAAAUGACACUGCCCAAAAACGACACCUCUGAUAAGUUUUGGUUGUCUGUAGAGGUAUUUUGUGCGGACGUCGCUAAAGAUGAUGUUGUUUUUCUGGACGAUUUAAUCCGAGAGUGCUCUCAGGAUGUCGACAUUCCGAUUCCGGAGAUAGGUCAGCAUUACUCCAUAGAAUGGUCGGAAGACGUGCUGGGUCAAGAACGUGGGAUCGGCAACAUACAGAGGACUGCUAAAUCAAAACCGACAUUCAGUAGCGAACUGAAAAAGAACGGUCUCAAUGCGAUGGUGGAUACAUUCUCGAGCCCAUUAACGCAGCGUUUGCUAGCGGCACUCAUUGAGGAGAAUGUAGUUACGGGCAAUCCAACAGUGACAGACAAGUUAAAGCCAUCCGACUUUUGUUUGACGAAGACAACGAACGGUCCACGAAAUGACACUUGCAUGGAUAGGCGAUUGAGAAAGGAACUGGUCGAACAGGGUAUACUAGACGUCGAAGACUUGCCGAAGAGUAUUCCGCCCGAUGACGAUAUUUUGGUAGAAAUCAAGAAGUGCAUGCAAGAAUUGAAGACUGUCAAUGAAAAGAAUGUCUCAGAGCUGACGAAGCUGCGAAAAGUGAUCGCUAAGGAUUUGCGGCGACAGGAAGUAAAGGAGGCACUCGAGAAGGUCGAUAAUGAGGCAAUGGACGUGUACAAUAAGAUGCUGUUGGCUAAGCAGAAGCAGAAUCCGCAACUGGAUCCGUUUGGAAAGCUUUCGUGUAAGCAAAGCUUGGGGGUGGAAUAUGAGGAAGAGGCAAAUAAGUUGAUUCAGCAACAAGUUCGAUUACAUAAGGAAUUAACUGAGCUCACUAACGCCACUAUGUUGUUUUAAUUGGACAUAUUUAUUUGUUAAGGAAGCGUGACGAUUUUAUUUCCUGUUUUGCAUCGAUGAAUUUCAUUUAAUCUUUCUUUAUUCCGGCAAAUUAGAUAUUAAAGUACCAUUAAUACAGUGUAUAUACCUUAAUUAAUAAAGAUGAAUGUAUGGGGUCAUACGCAUAUCAGAUAAUGCACGCUUUAUUUGCAUGACUUCAAUGCAGUUGUUUAUUUUUCAA